Messenger RNA from Candidula unifasciata, 224 nucleotides. The record is from the annotation of a GenBank genome assembly. NCBI's taxonomy places the organism in Eukaryota, Metazoa, Mollusca, Gastropoda, Stylommatophora, Geomitridae.
AAAUACGCAGUCUUUCAGUCUGAGAAAAGCACGCUCAUGUUCUAUAGCAGCAAAUCAUUCCCUUGGCCACUUAACCACGGGGUGCCUCCCAGUGAUGAGCCGGAAUGUGGUUAUACCGGUGCCCAUUGCUCUAAUCAAGCGAACAGUCGGGUCAUUGGAGGUGUCAGUGGAUUUUUCACAGUCGCCGCUGUUCUGGGAGGGGCAAUGGCUUUUAUAUUAUUCAG